AUGAGCGAGGAUACCUUGCCCGACACAGCGUCCGAGUUCAAGGGCAUGGACGUCAGCGCGCUGGUCACCUGGCACCGCCAGGAGAUUGUGGAUGCUUUCGGAGAGCAGGCCGAGGCGCUGAUGGCAGAGGCGGGCAUCCCGCCUGGCGAGCCCGAGGGCGUCGACCACACGCCGACGGCUGCCCAGCUGGCUGGCGACGCGGCGGAGGAGGCAGCGGCGAUGCGCCCAGUGGAGCCGGCGGCGCCUGGCUGCGCGCCGCCGUCGGGCUGGAUCGUGCCGCGCAGCAAGCGCGCCCGCUUGGCUGCGCAGCCAGAGCUGCUGGCCCUCGAGGCGCAGCAGGUUGAAGGGGAGGAGGCCAAGGCCGAUGUGGCCAGGAUCGAGCAGGCCAAGGCUGAGGCCAGGGCCGCGGCGUUCGAGCAGGCCAAGGCCGCGGCGCUGCAGGAGGCACAGGCCGAUGCGCUCCAUGAGGCCAGGCGCGAGGCGGCAGCCAAGGCCGUAGAGGAUGCGCUCGAGCAGGCCAAGGCCGAGGCGCUUCAGGAGGCCCAAGCCGAGAUCGAGCAGAUCAGGGCUCAGGCGCUGGAGCAGGCCAGAGACGAGGCGCUGCAGAAGGCCAAGGCCGAUGCGCUCGAGGCGGCGCAGCAGGCCAAGGCCGAGGCGAUUCAGCAGGCCAAGGCCGAGGCGCUUCAGCGGGCCAGGCUCCAGGUGGCAGCCGAGGCCGCGGAGGCGGCGCGGGCUGGGGGGGCGCCAACGGCGGCAGCAGAUGCCCCCGAGCCCCCCUUGGGCGCAGGCGCAGCAGGCGAUCCAGCCGAGGAGGUCGCGGAUGAAGCUGCCGAGAGGGAGGAGCAGAAGAAGAAACUCCACAGGGUGAUCGACUGCAAGGCGCGCAAGCGCCAGCGAGGUGGCGGCAUCAGCCCAGAUGACGAAGCCCAAGCCAUCAUCGAUGAGGCCGAGGCGAAGCGCCAGGCCACCAUGAUAUUCAACGAGCGCAAGCGCGUCAUGGCACAGAAAUUGGCCUAUGAGCAGGAGGAGAAGGAGAAGGCUGAGGCGCUCAUGCUGGAAGCUGAAGUUGAUGAGUACGAGGCAACGCGGAACCAGCGGUGGGAAGUCGCCUCAACUACCGCGAGCGACGACCGCAGGCUGAGUGGGUGUAACCAACAUGAUGUGGACACGGACUCUGAAUAUUCGGAGACGCCAUGUGUGCCAGAGUUGCCGACGUUCGAGUUCGCCAUGUCUGAGAGGGAAAAGGAGCAGCAAGCUAAAGAUAGGCUGGAUGAGCUUCACGAGGUGCCUUACCCCGACUCGGUCGACCAUGGCGACGUGCCUCAGCCGUCGCCGAUGACACCAGCGGCCACGAGCGUGCGGUCGGCGUCUUUGCCGCGCGCGGAGCCCCUUGCAGCGGGAGAGAGCAGUGGCUCCACGCCGCAGGCCUCCGCGCCCGCGCGGGGGACCGAAUCCCCCUGGGCGGCAGGCUCAGCGGCGGCUUACCCGCCAGCUCAGCCGCCCGCGCAGCCUCAGCCGCAGCCGGCGCAGCCCCCGCAGCCUGCCCCCGAUGCCCCCAUGGCGCCAGCGACUGACAAGGAGACUCUGAGGCAACAAGUGGUCCAGCAGAUGGAUCGCGUCAACGAUGCUGCGAAGGUUUUGGCAAGCUGCGCUCCCGAGAAGUUCGUCCUCGAGGACGCCGCGCAGAAAGCCGAGGUGUCGAUCUCGCAGCUGUGCCACAGCGAUCUCGUUAGGAAGAUGAAAGCGCUGCAUCAGGCUGACCAGGAGCUCUCGAUGGAUGCAAAGCAGAAGGCCUUGGCGGAGGAAGACGUCUUCUGGGAGGGCAUGAAGGCGCACGAUUUCAAGUUCGGGACCGCCUGCACUUCAGGCAACAGCAUUGCGGGGCGCUGGGCUAGGGCCUUGAGAGCUGACGCUGCCUUGGCGGCAGAAUACCGCGCGAAGGAGGGGUACCUCCAGAAGGCCGACUUCCGCGCUGCUUGGGCAAAGGGCAAGUACGACAAACACCAGGUGGCCAGGGGCCGCUCUAAGGAUGAGAAGCAUUCGAAGUCUGAAAUCAGGAAUGGGACAUGCGUGUCCCUGGGCCGCCUGGCAUGGCUCGAGGGCGGAGGUUCGAGCGGCAUGAAAAUUGCCGUUCGUUACGCGACGAACUGCGUGAUCAUGGGGGGCAUCUGGUGCUCGUGGGACGAGAUGGGUGAGGUCCUCAAAUAUCUGCACGUCCAGCACAGCGUCCGCGACGAGUUCAAGCGCUCCUGGAGGGCGUGGGAGGACUGGGCCGAGCAGCCGACUGCACAUGCUUCCGCGGAGGGCGACGCCGCGGCGCAGUCCGCGCCGGCCGCGACGCCCUCGCGCGCGGGAGGCGGCGGGGAUGGUGAUGGCGGCAUCCCAGCACGCGUCAUCUCGAGGAAGCCCGAUGACAACGGGAGGAAGUUCAAGGAGCUGAAGACCUCCUACCAGAAGGCCACCAGCGAGUGCAACACCAUCCUCAGGAUGGUUAAGUCCGACCCCGAUUGGUGCUGGGCCGACAACGACGUCGUGAUGGGCCCGUUGCGCAGCGCGGACAGCAAGGUUCACGAGAUCCUGAAGCAGGACCGCGACCUCGCCUCCUGCCUCGCUGGCCAGUUCGCGAACCUGAAGUCUACGCUCGGAGAUGAGAAAGUGCAGGCGGUCCUGGGUCGCGCCGUGUUCGCUCUGAAGGAGCCUGUCGAGGCGCUCGACCACGAGUGCCGCCUGCUGAUUGCUCAGCACAACAGCCGCGUGCGCCUGGUCUCUCUCCCUGAGAAGGCGAACCUUAAGAAGGCCAGGAAGACUUUCACUUUUGUUGAUGUGGAGAUGCCCGCGCGCGUGCAGGGUCGGGCAGAGCGAACGUACCACACCAUUCCCAUUGCAUUAGCAUACAAUUCAUUAGCCGAUGAAUUUGAUCAGAACCUGUGGAUGAGGGAGAACCUUGAGAAUGGGUCGGUGGACCGCGCGUCUCAUCUAGCAAACCGAUCAUACCUCAGCAGUCCUAACGUCCAGGAAGCACUGGCAUCUGGCAAGAACUAUCCCCUCCCGAUUGCAUUUUACUGCGAUGGCGUUCGGUUCGCGGCAAUGCAGUCCAGACCAGACUCCAUAUUGGGUAUAUCCAUCACCAACCUGUUGUCGAAUAAGCGUCACUUGGUAGCGGCGGUGCGUACUGGGGACAUGUGUACCUGCGGCUGCGGCGGGUGGUGUUCCAUAUACACCGUCCUCCGCGCUGUGGCGUGGCAGUUGCGUGCUCUCAAGGACGGCUUCUCCCCUGCAGCAAAGCCUGACGGCUCGGCGCGGGAUGACGAGAAGGACGCCUCGCGGGCGUUGGGGUUUACUGCGGCAAUGGUGUAUGCCAAAGGAGAUUGGUCUGAAUUUGCCAAAACCUUUGGAUUGAGCAAUUGGCGGACGUUCCACAAUCCGUGCCCGUGCUGUCCAGCGCCAUCCAGCUGCCUCCACUUUGUCAUUCCUGGCAUGUUGGAUGCCAGCGGGGUGACCUACGAGGACAGGGCCGCGGCCGACUACGAGCAGAGCUGCCUUGCGUGUGAGCGCCAUGUCAACGUCCUCGACAAUCGCCAGCGAUCUGAAAUUGUGCGCUUGCUGAAAUACCACCCAGAUGAGAUUGGCAAGGGCAGGUGCCUGAUCACUGCUCUACCCGAGUUCGGGCUCUUGGCGGGUGACCGGUUGGAGCCUGGUGCGAUCAUGGCAACGAAGGCCGCAGAGACGGCACUCCUCCUUGAUUUUGCAGUUCAUCAGCUAAAGAAGUGGGGCGAUCGCAUCCAUGGGAGCAGCGACUUGUUGACAGCCUGCAAGUCUUUGCAGGCGUGGCUCGACGUGUGCAGGCGCGCGCCCCUCGUGCUCGAGGCAGACUACUACCAGGAGCUCCUGGACAAUGCUGUUCGUUUCUGCGUGCGCGCCGAGAAUGCGGGCAUCGCGUUCACGCCCAAGUUCCAUUUGUUCUGCCACAUGAGCGUAAGGUCUUGGAAUCUUGGCAACCCGUCUUGGUAUUCCACGUUCGUGGAUGAGACGUUGAACCUUGCCCUGCGGCAGGCUGCGUCGCGGGCCCAUAGGAGGCGAUUGGGGCAGACAGUGUUCAGCUGCUUCAACGUGUGCGGGUACUUGGGCACGGCCAAGAAUAUCUAUGCCGCGCCGCCCGAGCGCGGUGCGCAGCAGGGCCGCGGGAGGUGCGCCGACUGCUCGGACUCGGAUACAUGUGAGCCCAUCGCUCCAGCUGCUGGCGACAGUUCCCUUGAGAUGGUGCACGUGCUAUCGCCUGGCUGGUCCGUCCACCUCACCGUCACCACUGGCAGGCACCAGUUCUCCAGCGAGCUGCUCGGCUCCGCCGGGCAGGCGCCCCUCGCCCCGGCUGGCCGCCGCGGGGCGGGCUGCGGGCCCGCCCUCCCGGCCGCCUCCGCGAGGGCCGCGAGGAAGAGCGGUGGCAUCGGCCGGUGCUCGCGCGUCGCGCACCGCGGGGCGCGGCGCACGACGCCGGAGGGCCCAGAGCGGGGCACGCGCCGCGCUCCCUGGCGGGAGCGCCGCUCCGGUUGCGAGCUCUGUGCGGUGGCUGGCAGGGCUGGCGGGGCCGCCAUGCCCGCGGUCGGCAGGCGAGAGUACCUGGAGUAUGGCCGCGGCAGUCUCUCGCGCUGCCGUGCUAUCGCCCCGGGCGCCGUGUUCAGCGAGGAUGGCGGCGCGGCGCGCCGCGUCGGCGCCGGCGCGGGCAGCGCGGCGGCAGUGCAGCGGGCGCCGCGGUCGGAGCCCGCCUUCUUCGCGGCCCCCUGGCAGGGCCUGGCCCCCAUCGCCAGCCAGCGCGGAGAGUGCACGCGGACCGCCAACCGGGCCACAGCCGUAGCCGGGCGCCGCGGCGCUUGGGCCGCGAUGGUCGCCCGCGAGGCGCUGCAGCUGAUUGAGUGGCAGCUGGUGAACGUUGGGCAGGGGGGGCGCCACGUCUUCGCGGGGGUGCACGGCGAGGUGCCGGCGCCUCCGGCGGCUGGUGGCGUGACCUCGGCAUCGAUGGAGCGGCUCUCUUUCUGGCUGCUGGGCGCCCUGGUGGAAGAGGGUUGCCAGAGGCGCGGAUGCACGCUAUUGCCAGCGCAGUGCGGAACAGUUGACGAUUAG
Prorocentrum cordatum is the source of this 5118-nucleotide messenger RNA. Lineage: Eukaryota; Dinophyceae; Prorocentrales; Prorocentraceae. The record is from the annotation of a GenBank genome assembly.